UGACCACACCUCUAUUAUAAAAGAUCGAUUGGAAGUGAGAGAAAGGCAGGAACUUUUUAAAAAGAAGAAAGCGAAGAACCAUUUUUAUCUGCUGCCAUGAGUCGCCUGAGAGCUCCCGGAGCCGUAGGCCCAAGAGCAAUCCGUCCUCCUAGCGGUCUAAUCCGUCCCCCAAUGACGGCUGGAGUGGGACCAGGUCCUACCAAAUCACAUGUAGCCCCCCAGGCUCGUCCACCCGCCCAGACACCGCCGAAUAGAACAACGCCCACGCAAGCAAACUCAUUCCCGUACCAGGUCGGAGACUCUGUUUUAGUUGGCGGGGAAAAGCCCGGGAAAGUUGCUUUUAUAGGCCCCACCCAAUUUGCUCAGGGUGUGUGGGCGGGGAUCAUAUUAGACACUCCGGAUGGGAAGAACGACGGAUCCGUGAAGGGUGUGGCUUAUUUUAAGUGUCCACCUAACUACGGGUUGUUUGCCAAGUUGGAUAAAUUGAGCCCGUUGCCACAGCAACAGAAACCACACCCAUCACAAUCCUCUGAGAGUGGAGAGCCAGAAUUUAGUUUAGGGGACCGGGUAAUUGCGGACGGGGGUAAGAAAGGAACUGUCUCUUUUGUGGGACCAACACAAUUCGCUAAAGGUACAUGGAUUGGAGUCUCUUUGGACGCUCCCGAGGGUAAAAACGAUGGGAAAGUUGGUGGGGUCCAAUAUUUCACCUGCCCCCCUAAUCACGGGCUCUUUACUCGUCCAAUCAAAUUGACUCUAGACACGGCAGCCACGCCCACUAAUCAAUCAACGAGAUCAAGUGGGGGCGUGACUCCUGCCGAUCCCUCAGAGCUCAAAAAGAAGGCAGAGACACUUCGUAUUGGGGACAGGGUAUUAGUUAAUAACAGUAAAGAAGGAACUUUAAGAUUUCUGGGUCCGACACACUUUGCUAAAGGCAUAUGGGUGGGAGUGGAACUUGAUGACGCGCAGGGAAAAAAUGACGGAGCAGUCUCUGGAAAGAGGUAUUUCCAGUGUGAAGCAGCUCAUGGUCUAUUUGCUCCACUACCAAAAGUAGAGAGAAUUGGUCCCACAGCUGAUCUUAGUCGUCGUUCAAUCAGAGGCCUGAGCGGUUCUCCAGGUUCCUCAGUCUCUUCUCUCUCUUCAAAAGGGAUUCUCCGUCAGUUACAGCAACAACAGAAUCUUCCUCUUGAACCUGAGCCCAUCUCUCCUGCCCGUUCUGACACAAGUGGCAACGAUUUCUCUCACAUCAUGUUUGAGAAAAACCACCAAAUAGCUACACUGAAAUCGAGUCUCGAACAAUCGGAGCAAGAUAAAGUGAAAUUAUCAGAGGAAACCACAGAAUUAAGAAGACAUAAUGACGGCAUCACUGUUAACAGGAAAGUUGAAGACCUGCAGUUCCUGCUCGAAGAACAAGACAUUAUUAGUGGAGACAAACUGGAAGAAGUCUCGACCAGAGAAAGUACGGAAUUACAGCAGCUGAAGACACAGUUAGAGGAAGAGAAAGAGAAGAGAAAAAAAGCUGAGGAAGAGUUGAAAUCAAGCUUGUCAGAAUUAGAGACACUUAAAUCAACAACAACUGGAGCCCCUUCAGUUGAUAACACCAUCAUAGAAGAGAAGAACAAAGAAAUUGAGAGGCUAGAGAGAGAGAAAGAGCAGCUCCAGACUGAAGUGAAUGCAGCAAAACUAGCCCUAACUUCAGCUGAGGGAGAUUUCAAAUCAACAGAGACAGCUGCUAAAGACCUUCAGUCUGAGCUGGACACAGUGAAGCUACAGCUCCAAGAAACUCUUGAACUUUGCGCCCAACAAGAGACACUCCUGGAAGAGAAACUAAGUGAAAUGGAGACACUUGAUGAAGAGAAGAAACAGACGCUCCGAGAUCUUGAGAGAGUUACAGGAGAGAAGCAAAGUCUUCUUUCUAGCACAGAGCAGUUGAUUAAUGAGAGAGACAGCGCUAUGAGUCAGUGUAACAGAUUAAUGGCUGAGUCCUCCUCAGUUACCAGUGAGCAGGGCUACCUCGCCCAACAGAACUCUGACCUCUUGACGGAGCGAGAUCAACUCAAGCAAGAACUGAGAGAAAUGAAAUCUUUGCUAGAGAAAGCCAAUCAAGAGAAAGAAGAUGCUCUUCAUAGUGUAGCUGAUCUAAAGAAUCAAGACAGAGCGGCUCAGGGUCAGAGCCACGAGAUUCAAAUCAAAUAUGAAUCACUGCAGAAAGAGUUGUACAGCAAUACUGAUGAGUUGGACAGAACAAGAAGAGAAUCUGCUGCUCUUAAUGAAGAGAUUGAGCAACUGAAACUGACCAACCAACAGAAAGUUGAAAUGUCAGAGGCUGUCAUAUCAGAUCUAAAGGCAAGACUGUCAAGCAUGACACAGGAGAGAGAUGUCGCCCUGCAGGAAGCUCAGGGCGUCCUGGAAGACUUGGAAAAAGUGAAAAAGAAGAGAAACGAGCUUAUAGAGAAUUCGAAAGAAUAUCAAAAGGCUAUUAACGAACUCCAGGACCAGCUGGAGGAUGUCACACAACAUUACAAUUCGUUGGUAACAGAGCAACAGUCAGGCAGUAUACAGGGACAACUUGAGGAGACUGAGGAAAGAUUGGAACAAAAAAUGAGAGAACUGGAAGAAAGCAAAGAAAGAGUGUCAAGUCUUGAAGAAGAGAUUGUCAUAUUAUCCAGUAACUCAACUGAUGAUCCUAGACUUGCUGUUUUAGAGAAGGAGAAGUUGAGAUUGGAGGAACUAGUUAAUCAGUUGAAUACCAAAGGCACUGGAGGAGAGCAAGAUUCUCAGAUUAUUUUAGAAUUAAAGGAAGACAAUAGAACACUCCAGGCCUCCUUGCAAGACAAAGAUCAAGAAAUUACUUUCCUUAAUUCUGUCAUUGCGGAGUUACAGCUGAAGGUAGAAUCUUUGGAGUCACUCAAUGGAUUGGGAGAUCAGGCUACAAUGUUAGGCUAUACUAGUGAGGAUGACAUGUUGGGGAGUCAGUUACCUCCUCCUCGAGUGUUCUGUGAUAUUUGUGACGAGUUUGAUUUGCAUGACACAGCAGACUGUCCGUUACAAGCAGCUGAUCAAUCCCCUCCACAUUCCAUGCAUCACGGGAUCAGAGCCCAAGAGAGGCCCUACUGUGAAAACUGUGAAGUUUUUGGCCAUUGGACUGAUGAGUGUGAAUAUGAAGAAACAUACUAAAUUUUUCCAAUUGAUGGUAUCCGAGAGUUUAUUAUUAUUAUUAUUAUCAUAUUACUAUUAUUAUUAUUAUUAUUAUUAUUAUUAUUAUUAUUAUUAUUAUUUUAGAGUGUUAAUUCUCUAGGGAUUGUUUAGCUUGAUAAUCAGUUCCUUUUUAAAUCAGUUUCCUCUUUUCUUCUUGACUUAAAA
Molecule: messenger RNA, 3360 nt
Organism: Amphimedon queenslandica
Lineage: Eukaryota; Metazoa; Porifera; Demospongiae; Haplosclerida; Niphatidae
Product: CAP-Gly domain-containing linker protein 1-like
Exons: 20
Coding region: 97-3174 (1025 amino acids)
Source: RefSeq, a predicted model, not a curated record